Molecule: messenger RNA, 820 nt
Organism: Pan troglodytes (chimpanzee)
Lineage: Eukaryota; Metazoa; Chordata; Mammalia; Primates; Hominidae
Gene: ZNF516-DT
Product: ZNF516 divergent transcript
Source: RefSeq, a predicted model, not a curated record
CACACUCCACUAUUGUCUCAUCAGCACAAAGUUCUGCCACACUGCGGGGACAGUCUGGAGGCUUGCAGUGACUCAGACACAGCCAAUUCCUCCCCUAAUAGCACUGAAUCACGGUUCCAGCGGCCAGUGGUCGCCCCUCGUCAAGGUCUAAGGCUGCUGCAGCCCCGGCUCCCGGAGGCCGUUUCCGCGCGCACACGCGCAUCCAUACGUACAGACGUGCUCGGGAUGCGGGUCCCGCCGGCGGGUACCUGGGCACUGCGCCCCAUCUGGACUGAAAUGGGGACACCCCUUCGGGGGUCCCAGGCUCCUGGCCGUAUUGUUCUCCUUCUCCUCGUGAUAACUCCGCAGUGGAGGUGGAUUCCGUCCAAGACGCCCAACGUGGCUCCGCGUAGCAAUCAGCGCUGCAAUCCUGGCGGUUACCUCAGCGGCGGCGUCUCUCUCUGCGCCUCACACUCGCAGCCCGCGGCCCUCCCCAACUUAGGGCGUUUACAAAAGAAACUACUCCAGACGCGCUGCAAAGGGAGGCGCUUGUGCCCGAAAGCUGGCGAUCAGACGGGGGGGGGGGCAUUCUGCAUGUGUGAUGUUUCUGGGGGCGGUGGGGAGUGUGUGUCGGGGUCGGGGGGCGGGGGGGAGUCAGGCAGAAAGACAGGGAGAAACUCUGCUAUGAAGGAUCCGCGAGUCCUAAAACGUAAGCUCCGUGUGACUAACGACCUGCACUGAUUUGGAGAGCGGGCAUGUUAAAGGUCACGGACAAUUGUUGCUGGCUUCAGCAUGAAUGCCUAAGUGGGAUGUAUUCUUCAGCAAUCACAUUGAAGUCUGA